AUGGCGUCUGGAUCUCCUUCUCUCCUGGAAGAGGAGCUCUCCUGUCCUGUGUGCUCUGAAAUCUUCAGGGAUCCUGUUGUCCUGAGUUGCAGCCACAGCUUCUGUAAGGUCUGUCUGCAGCAGUACUGGGAUCAGAAGGGAUCUCUGGAGUGCCCAGUUUGCAGGAGAAGAUCUUCAAAGGAAAAUCCUCCCAUUAACCUGUCUCUGAAGAAUAUCUGUGAGAUGUUCUUAAAGGACAGAAGUCAGAGAGCUAAAGCAGGAUCUGAAGUGCUCUGCAGUCUGCACAGUGAGAAACUCAAAGUCUUCUGUUUGGAUGAUCAAAUACCCAUCUGUGUUAUCUGUCAAAUUUCCAAAAAACAUGAAAACCACAAAAUGCGACCAGUUAAGGAGGCUGCAGAAGAGUAUAAGAAGAAACUCAGGACUGCACUGGCUCCACUGCAGGAGAAGCUAGAAGCCUUUAAUGCAGUGAAGCUAAUCUGUGAUCAAACAGCAGAGCACAUCAAGAGCCAGGCCCAGCACACAGAGAGACAGAUAAAGAUGGAGUUUGAGAAACUUCAGCAGUUCCUAAAAGAUGAAGAGGCAGCCGGGAUCACUGCACUGAGGGAGGAAGAGGAGCAGAAGAGUCGGAUGAUGAAGGAGAAGAUUGAGAAGAUGACGGAAGAAAUAUCAUCCCUUUCAGAACAGAUCAGAGCCUUAGAACAGGAGCUGGGAGCUGAAGACAUCUCAUUCCUGUUAAAUAUCAAGAGUAGUUUAUUAGCUCUGCAGUCCCAGUGCACCCUGGGGGAUCCAGAGACGGUCUCAGGAGCGCUGAUUGAUGUGGCCAAGCACCUGGGCAAUCUGAAGUACAGAGUGUGGGAGAAGAUGCUGGGGACUGUUCAAUACACUCCUGUGACUCUGGACCCAAACACAGCAUAUCCCAAACUCUCACUGUCUGAGGAUCUGACCAGUGUGAGACGCAGUGGUGAGAGACAGCAGGUUCCUGAUAAUCCAGAGAGAUUUGAUUGGUUGUGGGUGCUGGGCUCUGAGGGAUUCAGCUCAGGGAGACACUGCUGGGAUGUAGAAGUGGGGGGUGUGGCCUGGCGGGUGGGUGUGGUUAAAGAGUCCAUCAGCAGGAAAGGGGGUGGGUAUGUGAGCCCAGCAGCAGGAGUGUGGAGUAUAGAGCUGUGCGAUGGGAAAUACAGAGCCCUGACCUCCCCACUCACACUCCUCACUGUGCAAAGGGACCUCCAGAGGGUCAGAGUGCAGCUGGACUGGGACAGGGGGGAGGUGUCAUUCUCUGACCCCAGGGACAACACUCCUCUCUACACUUUUGAACACUCCUUCACUGAGAGACUGUUUCCAGUCUUUAGUCCUGUGGAGACAGUGCGGAUCUGCCCACUGAAGGUGUCUCUAAGUGUAAAAUAGCACUGUGGGAUUGUUUGUAAACAUCAGUUGAAGUCAAAGUACUGUAUUUGAUCAACUCAGAGCAGGUUUACUAAAAAUGUUAUAAACAAAAACACUACAAAAUAUUGUGCUUUAUUUGAAAUGUAAAUAGAAACAUUGUAUUGUGCUUGAUGAGAAAUGUCUAAUCUCUCUGUUAUAACCUCAGAAUGUUAUUACUGAGUAAUUCCUGUGGUACAUGGUGGUAUUGUAAGUACACUGGUGUGUGUGUAAUGAGUCAUUUCUGUGAUAUAUGCU
Messenger RNA from Conger conger (European conger), 1677 nucleotides. Its product is annotated as E3 ubiquitin-protein ligase TRIM35-like. Gene Ontology annotation, molecular function: protein binding; zinc ion binding. NCBI's taxonomy places the organism in Eukaryota, Metazoa, Chordata, Actinopteri, Anguilliformes, Congridae. The coding region runs from base 1 to 1404 and encodes 467 amino acids. The record is from RefSeq and is a predicted model, not a curated record. The transcript is spliced from 6 exons.